This is a messenger RNA of Patiria miniata (bat star), 1222 nucleotides long. RefSeq lists its product as uncharacterized. Bases 123 to 842 code for a protein of 239 amino acids. The transcript has 2 exons. Lineage: Eukaryota; Metazoa; Echinodermata; Asteroidea; Valvatida; Asterinidae. The record is from RefSeq and is a predicted model, not a curated record.
UAAGUCGGAAAGUAAACACAAACAUUUAAUAGAACUGGAAAGACAAAACCGUAUCCAACUUCCACACGCUUAUUAUCUGCCAGCUCUUCUUCGAUGUUAUUCAAAUUCCGUAAGAGAACGACAUGGAGAACGACAUUGAUGUGCAACUUGAUGAAAGGUCUUCAUCUACAAGAACCACUGCCUCCGGGCAGAUCACUAUAAGAAGGGAUGCAGUCAUGGAUGAUUUGACGGCCGCUUUCUCUGAUCCAACAGUUACGAAUUGCAGACUGUCUUUCUGCAUGUUUCAGCCACAUGGCGAAGUGGAGUAUGAGCAAGGGGUUAACCUUGACUUCAAGGAUGUCCUUGACCUCUUCUGGCCGGAGUUUAUAAGCACCAUGACAAGAGGCAAUGGACUUAAGAUACCGAUCCUGCGAGGAGACUUUGAUAGAUCGAGAUGGGAAGGUGUGGGGAGGAUCAUCUGCAAAGGCUGGAAGGAUCUCAACUACUUUCCAAAGAUGUUAGCACCAGCUUUCAUGGAGACUGCCGUUUACGGCAAAACUACGGUUGACACCAAAGAAGCGUUUCUACAGUGGAUCCCUGAAGCAGAACGGGAAGUCCUUGAGGCAGCGCUGCAUGAGUUCCCAACCGACACGGCCGAACUUGAUGAUAUUUUUCGGAGAUAUCGGUGCCGUACUCCACCAACUGAACAAAACCUACCUCGUCUGCUCACUGCAUUUGGUCAUGUGGAGUUUGUACAGAGAUCCUACUAUGCGGCAAUGACCAUGAAGCCUGUUCUGAAAUCAGUCUUUGGGCAAUUCUCCCGUGAAGAGUUCUUGGCGUUGUACGACAAUCCAAGAGAAUGAGGCCGAAGAAAAAAAGGGUCGCGACUUACCGUGUUGAUUGUUGUUUCUUUAGUUCAUCUUGCCAUUAAAAAUACAUUCAUGUUUUGUAUUUAAGUAUGAUUUAUAUUUAUGUUACCGAUUAAAAAUGCAAAUUUAAAGAAGGAAGAAGAAUAUGGGUAAAAACAAUAUUCUGAAAAACAUAUGUGGGCAUCAUUUUGCACCUUUGAAAGCAGAGCCAGUCCUUAACAUCAAGCCAAAAGGAGGGAAUGUAAGCCAUUGACUUUUUGUUGAUCAUUUACUUCUAAAUGGUGAUGAAUUAAAAUUGCAAAAUACUGAUAGAACAAGAGAUUAUUAGGUGUGCCUCUAAUAAAGAGACAAGAGGACUAUUGUCAAAUAAUAAA